CUCUUCUUUCUUCUCUUACCUCACGAAAACUUCAACUUCAACACUUACAAUGCUUGGCAAGAAAUCCAAGAAGCUCCCUCAAGCAGCUGCUCUCAAACAGAUUCUCAAAAGAUGCUCAAGCUUUGGGAAGAAAAACAACGUCCGUAAUGAGCCAGAAGGUCUACCUGUUGAUGUACCAAAAGGUCACCUUGCUGUGUAUGUUGGUGAAAACAGGAGCAGACACAUCAUUCCAAUCUCAAUGUUGUCUCACCCUGAGUUUAAAGUUUUACUUAAAAAUGCAGAAGAGGAAUACGGGUUUAAGCAUGAGAUGGGUCUUACCCUACCUUGUGAUGAGGUUUUUUUCCUCAACUUAGUAGCCAUCAUCCGGUGAAUAAUCUUGCUAAUGGUAGCUAAGGUACAGGUAGUUGGGAGUAAGUUACUACUAGGAUUUCUUUGGAAAAUAAUUUCCAGUUGAAGGCGUAAAUCAUCUAGCUAUAACCAUGACUUGUAUAUUAACAUAUUGUAAUCUUCUUUGUUUUUGGAUGUUCUAUCUUAUGUUAUAGUUUGCUUGUACUAUGUAGUUCAUGUUCAAC
This is a messenger RNA of Pistacia vera, 572 nucleotides long. Its product is annotated as auxin-responsive protein SAUR50-like. NCBI's taxonomy places the organism in Eukaryota, Viridiplantae, Streptophyta, Magnoliopsida, Sapindales, Anacardiaceae. Bases 50 to 370 code for a protein of 106 amino acids. Gene Ontology annotation, biological process: response to auxin. The transcript has a single exon. The record is from RefSeq and is a predicted model, not a curated record.